Molecule: messenger RNA, 7011 nt
Organism: Labeo rohita (rohu)
Lineage: Eukaryota; Metazoa; Chordata; Actinopteri; Cypriniformes; Cyprinidae
Gene: esyt1b
Product: extended synaptotagmin-like protein 1b
Exons: 52
Coding region: 305-5797 (1830 amino acids)
Biological process (GO): lipid transport
Molecular function (GO): lipid binding
Source: RefSeq, a predicted model, not a curated record
GGAUCUGCCUAAAUAACGGUGCGGGCCACGCACUUCAGAGGUUUUCAGGCAGAGACACAGCAAAAAGGAAAAAGGGCGUCAUGCCAGAGGGGUAAAAGCGGCGAGGUGGUCGAUUUCUCUUUCUCGGGCUUAUUGAUCCGCAGUGAUCGGGCACAUCCGAUUCAUCUGCAGUCCGCGUGCGAAUGAAACGCUCGUCUUUCAGUCAACAACAUAUGUUGAAUUUGAGUUGCAAAUCGCUGCGUGCAGUCGCUUUGUAAUCGUAUCUCGACUUUGGAAACAUUUGCUUACAAACCAACAGACCAUAAUGUCGCACGUUGAUUCAGGGCCGAAAAAUGAUUCGGACUCGGAAAAGAAGACCGAACCAGCCCAGCAGAGUUCAUCGGGAGAAAUGGACGUGCCUAAAACCAAAUUAUUUGAUGCCAAGGCAAUCUUAUGGACUUUUGGCAAAUGUCUCACUGCCUUGUUGCCCGUUUACCUGGCUGGUUACUAUCGGAUGAGCACUAGUUUAGUGGUGUUUGGGAUGAUGGUUUACGCAGGAUGGAAACACACUCGUGAGGCGAAGGAGGCGAGAUUGAGGUCCGCUAUACAGUUAGUGAACGACGAACACGAAUACAUAUCCUCCAAAUCAUUUAGAAGUAGAAGAGACCUGCCUUCUUGGGUCAACUUCCCAGACGUAGAGAAGGUGGAAUGGCUAAACAAGGUUAUCCAGCAGGCCUGGCCGUACAUUGGUCAGUUUUUGGAAAAGCUGCUGACGGAAACCAUUGCUCCAUCUAUCCGUGGCUCCAGCAGUCAUCUGCAGACGCUCAGCUUCACGAAGGUCGACUUCGGUGCCAAGCCGAUGAAGGUGGUUGGAGUGAAGGCUCAUACAGAAAAUGAGAAAGGUCAAAUUCUGCUUGACGUUUACAUCAGUUACGUGGGGGAUGUUGAGAUAAAUGUGGAGGUGAAGAGGUAUUUCUGCAAGGCUGGUGUGAAGGGAAUACAGCUUCAUGGAAUGAUGCGUGUGAUUUUGGAGCCGCUGAUCGGUGACGUCCCAAUUGUGGGCGCUGUGACCAUGUUCUUCAUUCAAAGACCUAAACUGACCGUUAACUGGACCGGUUUGACCAACCUGCUGGACAUUCCGGGACUCAAUGUGAUGUCAGAUACUAUGAUCAUGGAUGCGAUCGCUUCAUUCCUGGUUCUGCCCAAUCGUCUCACUGUUCCUCUAGUUGCAGACUUGCCUGUGGCACAGCUGCGAUGCCCUUUACCCAGGGGAGUUGUGCGUAUUCACCUGGUGGAGGCUGAUGCUCUGGCUUCAAAAGAUAACUAUGUGAAGGGUGUGAUGUCAGGCAUGUCUGACCCAUACGCCACGCUCAGAGUCGGCCCGCAAACCUUUAAAUCUCGCCAUCUGGACAACACACUCAAUCCCAAAUGGGAUGAGAUGUAUGAGGUCAUCGUUCAUGAGGUGCCUGGUCAGGAGCUAGAGGUGGAAGUGUUUGAUAAAGAUCCUGAUCAUGAUGAUUUCCUGGGCAGGACAAAAUUAGACUUGGGGAUUGUGAAGAAAUCUAAAAUAGUGGAUGAGUGGUUCACCUUGGUUGACACCUCUACAGGACGGGUUCAUCUCAAACUGGAGUGGCUGACGCUAGAAGCCAACACAGAAAGACUGGAAGAGGUUCUGAAGAGAAAUGAAAGUGUGGUGAGUAAAACAGCAAAGCCGCCCUCAGCAGCCAUCUUGGCAGUGUAUCUGGACAAGGCUGAGGCACUUCCUCUGAAAAAAGGCAAUAAGGACCCCAAUCCGAUUGUUCAAGUCUCAGUGGAAGAUGUUACCCGUGACAGCCGGAUUUGCUGGAAUACGGUGAACCCCCAGUGGGAAGACGCUUUCACUUUCUUCAUCAAAGAUCCAAGCAAACAGGACAUUAGCAUACAGGUGAAGGAUAAUGACCGUGUUCAGGUUUUGGGAAAACUGUCCAUUCCUAUUUCCCGUCUUCUCUCUUGUCAAGAUCUGACUUUGAAGGAGUGGUUUAAUCUGGAGAAUUCUGGUCCAGAGAGCCGCAUUCACAUCAACACAGUGCUCAGGGUGCUCUGGUUCGAUGAAGUUGCUGCAGCUUCGUCUCUCCUCUCCAGUGACCCUUUUUCAAAGAGCUCUGCUUCACGUCCUCAGACGACGACGCCCCAUUCCAGCUUCGCCACUGAGGGGAUGCUGCGUGUUCACCUCGUGGAGGGUCAAAAUUUGGUGGCAAAGGACAACAUGAUGGGUGGGAUGGUGAAGGGCAAGAGCGACCCGUAUGUCAAGAUCCAAAUCGGAGGUGAAACCUUUAAAAGUCACGUGAUCAAGGAGAACCUCAACCCCACCUGGAACGAGAUGUAUGAGGUGGUUUUGACACAGCUUCCUGGUCAGGAGUUGACGUUGGAAGUUUUUGAUAAGGACAUGGACAUGAAAGAUGACUUUAUGGGCAGGCUGAAGAUGAAUCUAAGUGAUAUAAUCAGCUCUCAAUACAUUAACGAGUGGUUUACUCUGAGCGACGUUAAGCGUGGUCGUGUUCAUCUCGCUCUGGAAUGGCUGCCCACUGUAACAACACCAGAGAAACUAGAGCAGGUGUUGCAAUACCAGUCAAAGAGCUCAUACCUGAAUAAAGCAGUGCCGACUGCCGCUCUCCUGUUUGUGUAUGUGGAGCGUGCACAUGAACUUCCUUUGAAGAAGAGUGGAAAGGAGCCUAAAGUUGGAGCUGAGCUGAUUCUGAGAGGAACUUCUCAUAAAACCACUGUCUCUGACCGCACCAGCUCUCCCCAGUGGGAUGAGGCAUUUCACUUCCUGGUUCGAGAUCCGCUGAAUGAAGACCUUGUUGUGAAGUUGUCCCACAACUGGGACUUCUCUCUGGGAUCUGUCGUGAUUCCCAUCAAAGAGCUUCUGUCUGAACCAGAUCUGAUGCUGGACCAGUGGCUCAAUCUGGAUGGAGCAUCACCUCAGAGUCAGAUUCUGCUCAGAGCUCAGAUGAAGAUUCUUUGUCCUAAAGAGACGGAGAGCUCUGAAGACCAAGAAGAACCGAAACGUCGUGACUCGUCCAGCAUUAGAAGAGAACAGGAGGAGGAAUUAGUGCAGAAGUCUAGUAUUGAGGAGGUCCCGCCAUCUCCUGUCAGCAGGACUUCCUCCGUGUCGGUCCCAGAAGAGGAGGAAGUCCCAGAGGUCACGGAGGUCACAGAGGUCCCAGAAGUUUUCAGUUCGGAUGACCUUCGACCUUUGCACACCAGCCCUGAUCCCAGUUUCGCUACCGAGGGUGUGCUUCGCCUUCACCUGCUGGAAGCUGAAGAUCUGGUAGCGAAGGACAACAUGAUGGGUGGGAUGGUGAAGGGCAAGAGCGACCCGUAUGUCAAGAUCCAUAUCGGAGACACGGUCUUUAAGAGUCACGUGAUCAAGGAGAAUCUCAACCCCACCUGGAACGAGAUGUAUGAGCUGGUUCUGACCUCCAAGUCGACCGCUGAUGUCCUUGUGGAGGUUUUCGACAAGGAUGUGGACAAAGAUGACUUCUUAGGGAGGGUGAAAAUCAGCUUACAGGAGAUCAUUCAGUCCCAUCUGACUGACAAAUGGUUUUCUCUGAGUGAUGUCAAACAUGGACGUGUUCAUAUGAUUCUGGAGUGGCUUCCCACAGUAACACAACCUGACAGACUACAAAAGGCUCUGCAGUUGCAGUCAGAGCAUUCGUACCUGAACAAAUCUGUGCCGUCAGCCGCUCUGUUCUUCAUCCUCUUGGAGAGAGCUCACAACCUUCCGAUGAAGAAGAGUGGAAAAGAGCCUAAAGCUGCUGCAGAGCUGGUGUUAGGUGACAUUUCUCACAAAACCAAGGUGUGCGAGCGCUCCACGUCUCCCGAGUGGAGUGAAGCUUUUCACUUCCGGGUUCACAACCCUACAGAGGAGAUUCUUAUUGUAAAGCUUUCAAGUGCCUUUGAGCAGCCCUUAGGGUCUGUGGUUCUACCAGUCAGAGAGCUGCUUUCAAAACCAGAUCUGCUGAUGGACCAGUGGUUUAGUCUGGAUGGAGCAGGUCCUGACAGUCAGAUCCUGCUGAGGGCACAACUUAAGAUUUUGGACUCAAGUUUGGAUACAAGUGCCCUUCAUCGUAAAAAGCCUGUUGUUGAAGAAGAGCAUUCGAUGGCUGAACAGCAUGAAGAAAAAGCACCGGUUCCUGUUGAACACCCACAAGCUGCAGUCAGUAAGGAGCCUGAGAAGAAAACGCAGCCUACAAAAGGGGUCAGUGAACUAGCAGCCUUUACUUUACCAGUACCCGUAUCACAGCCUGAAGAACAUCACACGCCAUCUGUCCCGAAAACACAGCCUGACACUGAGGAUCUCAGCAGAGUUCCUGAUUCCACUACCAGUGGAAGUGGAUACAUGGAACCAGUCAAAACAUUUGGAUCAGCCCAUGAGGAGCAAAAACACAUGGAAAAACCAGAGGAGCAGUCUCACAAAAAGGUUUCUCCCAGUGUUCCCGCAGAGGAGUCAAAAGUCAGUAGUUCUACAGACGUACGACCCCAAAAGACCAGCCACGACCCCAACUUUGGCACCAAGGGGGUGCUGCGUAUCCAUCUUUUGGAAGCUCAGGAUCUGGUAGCGAAGGACAAUAUGAUGGGUGGGAUGGUGAAAGGCAAGAGCGACCCGUAUGUCAAGAUCCAUAUCGGAGACACAACCUUUAAGAGUCAUGUGAUCAAGGAGAACCUCAACCCCACCUGGAACGAGAUGUAUGAGUUGAUUCUGAGUCCUGAUCACAAUCUAGACGUGAAGUUUGAGGUCUAUGAUAAGGACUUUGAAUCUGAUGAUUUCCUUGGAAGGUUCAAGCUCAAACUUGGCCAUAUCAUCAGCUCCCAGUACAAUGAUGAAUGGUUUACUCUGAAUGACAUAAAACAUGGUCGAGUGCAUUUGGUCUUGGAAUGGCUUCCCACCUCAACACAGCGGGACAGACUGGACCAAGUAAUGCAGAUGCAAAGCUCUCAGACCUACCAGAACAAGUCUGUGCCGUCAGCAGCGUUGUUGUUUAUUUACUUAGAAAGAGCUCAUGAUCUGCCGUUGAAGAAAAGUGGAAAGGAACCCAAAGCUGCUGCCGAACUUGUACUUGGAGGAACGACUUACAAAACCAAGGUGUGUGAUCGAUCAAGUUCUCCUCACUGGAAUGAAGCAUUUGAUUUUCUGGUUUACGACCCCAAAAAGGACAUGCUUGUCAUCAAGCUCUCAAGUGCCUGGGAUCAACCCAUGGGCUCUUUGGUUCUACCAAUCAAAGAGCUGCUUUCAAAACCUGAUCUGCUGAUGGACCAAUGGCUCAAUCUGGAUGGAGCUUCACCGAAGAGCCAGAUCCUACUCAGGGCACAGCUGAAGAUCCUGGAUUCAAAAAUGGCCGCCUUAGUAGCCAUGGGUUCAGGUCCUGUGUUGAGUAAUAAGCAAACGGCCACCACCGGUCAGAUCAAAAUCUCCUUUUCCUUCCAGAAGAAGCUGACAGUGAUCAUCCAUGCAUGCAGGGGUCUGGUUACAUCAUCUAAGGACAGCUUAGACACCUACGUCUCCCUCAUUCUGCUGCCGGAUAAAAGCAAGGCCACAAAAAGAAAGACAAGUGUGAAAAAGAAAAAUCUGAACCCAGAGUUCAAUGAAAGGUUUGAGUUUGAUAUGAGUGUGGAGGAAGCUCAGAGACGAGAGCUCAGCCUUUGUGUGAAAAACGCAUCCUCGUCCUUCAUGAAUCGAGACAAAGACGUGAUCGGCCAGGUGCAGAUAGAACUGGGACAGGUUGACUUAGUCUCUGGAGUCACAGAAUGGUUUGAUCUAAAAGAAGAGCAGAACUAACAGAACACAGUGUUCUUGACCUGAGCACUUCACAGCCAACCUUAAACCUCUUUCUGAAGUUCAUCAGGUUAACUUUGCUCCCGUGUAUCGCCGCCAGUGCUUACGUUCCCUUGGCUUUUUUUUUUUUAUAACUUCACAAACACAUAUAUAUAUUCAUCUGUUUAUUUAUCAACAGAUGAGUGACUGGUUCAUAUGAUGAAUAUGAAUGCUCUUAGUGGUUUGAACAUUUUGCCGUAUUGACAAAUCAAGUAUUAUAUCAAGACCGAUAUAUAUAAAUUGGUGAUAUCUGUAUAAUUCAGUAUCAGAUGACUGAAUGUUAACCGUACGUAUUUGCAGAGAUCAGUGUUGAGUAGGUGGCUGGAAAGAGUCUCGUCUUCCUGUGCAGGUUGCAGGACGUUGCAUUUGUGUUUAAACUCAGAAGGAAAAGGAUGUUUUAAAAUGGUUUCAUGUUCUUUUUAUUAAAAGUGAGAGGAUACAAUGUACAAAUUUUUGAAGGAUUGUAACUGACAGAACUUUGAGCACCAAAAAUAUAAAGUGGUUAUAUUUAGACAUUAUACACAUCACCACCUAAAAUCUUUAAGAUGACUUGUUGCUGUUACCACUGCAGAUAUCCACAAUCAUACUGUGCGUUUGGACAAAUAGUUGUUUACAUGUCGAUAUGGCUUAUGUGGCUUCUGCAGUCAAUGUGUAUUUAGCCAAAAAUAUGACAUUAAAACUUGCAUGUUACACUGUGUUAAUUUUUAGGCUUUUUAAAAAGAGAUAAUUGUGAAAACCUUGACAUAUUAGGGAAUUUAAAUUGAUUUCUAGGCCUGCAAAAAUUAUGUAACAUAAAAUGUUAAAUUCCUGGAAAUUUGUAUAAUGAGUGUUAAUUUCUGGUUAUUCAGAGUCAAAUGCAUUGAGCUGCAUUCAAAUCUCAGACUUUUUCCGUUUGGAGACUUUUGUACCAUAUUUAAAGUUGAUUAAAUUACUUGAUUCCAAGGAUUGGUACCUAAGUUACUGGAGUCCAGAAAUAGCUAUUUUAAUGAUACUGUAAAAGUCAUGGAAAUUCACUCAUUGAAAGGGUGGGAACCCUGCAAAAGAUCUAGACUGACCGCAAAUACCUUUAGCUGAGCUUUGUUCAAGUUGUCAUGAUGUUUAUAAAACAUAAUCUAUACACAAUCUACCAUUCAAAAGUUUGGGGUCAUCAAGACAAAUUAAAUUAAUCAAAAUAACAA